Symbiodinium natans is the source of this 474-nucleotide messenger RNA. NCBI's taxonomy places the organism in Eukaryota, Dinophyceae, Suessiales, Symbiodiniaceae. The record is from the annotation of a GenBank genome assembly.
AUGGCAAUGUUCGCACGCACGGCACUUCGUGCAAGCCGCGCAGCGCCGAUUACGUGGCAGAGUGGCAGGAAGUGGAAUGCAGCCUUCCGCACGUUCUCCAGCGUGAAGUAUGCCCCAACCCAUGAGUGGUUUAAGAGCGAGGGCAGCAACGGGGUUCUCGGCAUCUCUGAGUUCGCUCAGAGCCAGCUCGGCGAGGUGGUGUACUGUGAGCUGCCUGAGGUGGGUACUAAGUUCACGGCGAAAUCCACGGUCUGUACGUUGGAGAGCGUGAAAGCUGUCGGCGAAGUCUACGCUCCGGUCGACUGUGAGAUCACGGCAGUCAAUGAGAAGCUCAACGAUGAGCCUGCGCUUGUGAACAGCUCUCCCGAGGAGGACGGCUGGUUGAUCAAGGUGAGUUACACCGGCGACACAAGUGCCCUCAUGGACAAGGCGGCGUAUGAGAAGCACCUGGAGUCCGAAAAGACAGAGGAGUGA